CUAGUAGACCGGCUAGCUAACCCAGUGAGAUUAUAUACAAGCACGAAGUAUACAGAGCAACCGGGGCAUGACGUGAAAUUAUCCAAAUAUUCACUAUGGUGGACAAGAAUAUAUACAUCAUCCAAGGGGAGAUUUCAACAGUUGUUGGUGCUAUCAAGAGAAACUUCAGAUGGAGUACACACACACCAUUGGAUGAAGAGCAAGACCCUCUUCUGAACAGCUUCAGUCAGCUGAAGGAGACACUCAACAAUAUCAAAGGCCUCUCAGAAGUGGAGCCCAAUGUGUUCUUGAGACCCUUCUUGGAGGUAGUUCGCUCUGAGGACACAACAGGACCAAUCACAGGGCUUGCCCUUACAUCUGUCAACAAGUUCCUCUCCUAUGGCCUCAUAGAUGCCAAUCAUGAAGGAGCAGCAGAUGGAAUUGAGAAUAUGGCUGAUGCUGUCACUCAUGCCAGAUUUGUGGGCACAGACCCCGCUAGUGAUGAAGUGGUACUUAUGAAAAUCCUCCAGGUCUUGAGAACUUUGCUGCUGACUCCAGUGGGAGCCCAUUUGACGAAUGAAUCCGUGUGUGAGAUCAUGCAGUCAUGCUUCCGUAUCUGCUUUGAGAUGAGACUUAGCGAGCUGCUGAGAAAAUCAGCUGAACACACGCUGGUGGACAUGGUGCAGCUGCUCUUCUCCAGAUUACCACAGUUUAAAGAAGAAGCUAAGAGUUUCGUGGGCACCAACAUGAAGAAGAUUCCAGGAUGUAUCCUGGACACACAGGAGCUUAUUUAUGCAGAUCACCCUAAAAACACCAAUCAGAGGGGCUUAGAGAGGUUGAAGAUGCGGGCUGGUGGAACAAGCGAAUCAACCAAAUGGAAGAAACAGAAGCGUUCUCCCCGCCCCUCUCGUCACAUUGUGCCCAGUCCUUCAGGACAGAAGGAUCAGGCCCAGCUUAGCACGCUCAGCAACAAUCUUUCAGGCGGUGUGCCCUUCAUUGACGAACAGGGUGAAGGCUUUGCAGCUUUGCCCAUGUCUGACAGUACAGCCUCCUCCAUCUCCAGCCCUAGUGCUGACAGUGGACUCUCCAAUUGUUCUAAAGCCACCUCCAAAGAAGACCUCACAGACCUGGACAGCUGUUCAACAGCCACCACACCCGGUGCAGUGCCCUCAACUGAGCCCAACCUGGUAGACUCACAGGGUGAAGGAAGACGACAGGUGGAACGUACACAGUCGGCCUCGGUCGAGUCAAUUCCUGAGGUGCUUGAGGAUAGAGACCUGCUGGUGGAUCCAUCCGACUCCACAUCCGUGCAUGACAUGGACUAUGUGAAUCCUAGAGGAGUGCGCUUUACACAGUCCACUCAGAAAGAUGGUGCAGCUCUGAUCCCUUAUGGACUCCCAUGUCUUAGAGAGCUCUUUCGCUUUUUGAUUUCUCUCACCAACCCUCACGACCGCCACAACACAGAUGUGAUGAAGCACAUGGGUCUGCAGCUGCUUAAUGUUGCUCUCGAGGCCACACACAUUGCUCCCUACCAGUCACUGCUGGUCCUCGUCAAAGACGAGCUCUGUAGACAUCUCAUUCAGUUAUUAAAUGAAGACCGAAUUAAUUUGUAUGCUGCUUCCAUACGAGUCUGCUUUCUGCUAUUUGAAAGCAUGCGUGGACAUCUCAAGUUUCAGCUUGAGAUGUAUUUAAAGAAGUUAAUGGAUAUUAUUACCUCAGAGAACCCUAAGUUGCCUUAUGAGAUGAAGGAAAUGGCUCUUGAGGCACUUGUGCAGCUCUGGAGAAUCCCUAGCUUUGUCACUGAGCUCUACAUCAACUACGACUGUGACUUUUACUGUUCCAAUCUUUUUGAGGAGCUUACCAAGCUGCUCUCCAAGAAUGCCUUUCCAGUUUCCGGCCAGCUCUACACAACCCAUCUUCUCUCACUUGAAGCCCUGUUGACUGUUAUUGACAGUACAGAGGCUCACUGUCAGGCCAAAGUGAUGAACAGUGGAGAGCAAGAGCAAUCAGAAACAUUAACAGCUGAAGGAGAGCUCUCAGUCCACACCACUACAGAUGCAGGUUUGACAGAAGCUGGAAAGACUGUACCUGGUUCAAAUAAACAGACAGCAGUGGAGUCUGGGAUGCCAUCAGUAUGCCCUCCAACCAGUGGAUAUCUCAUGUCAGAAAAAAUGAAACUGGGUAGACAAGACCAAGAGGAAACUGAUUCUGCUGAAAAGAAAAGUCCUAAAAAGCCCCAGCGUUUUACUAGCUGUCUUCCAGACACUCAGGAACUGCUGGCCAUUAAGAACAAGAAAAAGCUUCUUGUCACAGGCACAGAGCAAUUUAAUCAGAAGCCUAAGAAAGGCAUCCAGUUUCUGCAGGAAAAAGGAUUACUAAGCAGCCCAAUGGACACCAAAGAGGUGGCCCAAUGGCUUCGAGAAAACCCUCGGCUGGACAAGAAGAUGAUUGGAGAAUUCGUAAGCGACAGAAACUAUAUGGAGUUGCUCGACAGUUUCGUUAACACGUUCAUGUUCCAGGGGCUGCGGAUAGACGAGGCUCUGCGAUUGUAUCUGGAGGCUUUCCGCCUUCCUGGUGAAGCCCCAGUCAUUCAGCGGCUCUUGGAGACCUUCACAGACAACUGGCAUAAAGUGAAUGGAAAUCCCUUCUUGACAAAUGAUGCUGGCUUUGCCUUGGCUUAUGCUGUCAUUAUGCUAAAUACGGAUCAGCACAACCACAAUGUUCGCAAGCAGAAUAUUCCAAUGACUGUAGAGCAAUUCAAGAAGAAUCUUAAAGGUGUGAAUGGAGGUAAAGAUUUUGACCAGGACAUGCUGGAGGAUAUCUACAAUGCCAUCAAGAAUGAAGAGAUUGUCAUGCCUGAGGAGCAGAAAGGCCUCGUGAAGGAGAACUACGUGUGGAGUGUGUUGCUACACAGAGGGGCCACUCCUGAGGGGAUCUUUCUCCACGUGAGCCCAGGAAGCUAUGAUCACGAGCUGUUCACCAUGACCUGGGGUCCUACCAUUGCUGCACUCUCCUAUGUGUUUGAUAAGAGUUUAGAGGACACCAUCAUUCAAAAAGCCAUCGCAGGGUUCAGGAAAUGUGCGAUGAUCGCGGCACACUAUGGCUUUAGUGAUGUGUUUGAUAAUUUAAUCAUCUCGCUCUGCAAGUUUACCACACUCAGCAGUGAAUCUGUAGAAAACUUGCCUACCAUGUUUGGCAGCAAUGCCAAGGCUCAGGUAGCAGCAAAAACAGUGUUUAACCUUUCACAUCGGCAUGGAGACAUCCUGCGGGAGGGCUGGAAGAACAUCAUGGAUGCCAUGCUUCAGCUCUUCAGGGCUGAACUUUUACCAAAGUCCAUGGUUGAGGUUGAGGAUUUUGUGGAGCCUAAUGGGAAGAUUCCUUUACAGCGUGAAGAGACUCCAGCAAACAGGGGAGAGUCAGCUGUACUAAGCUUUGUUAACUGGUUAACACUGAGUGGUGGAGCAGAACAGUCUGGUCUGCGAGGCCCCUCUACUGAGAAUCAGGAGGCUAAACAGGCUGCUCUUCUUUGUAUAAAGCAUUGUGACCCUGAGAAACUAAUCACAGAGAGUAAGUUCCUGCAGUUGGAGUCUCUACAGGAACUCAUGAAGGCUCUGAUCUCAGUGACACCUGAUGAAGAGACCUAUGAUGAAGAAGAUGCUGCUUUCUGUUUAGAGAUGCUUCUGCGUAUUGUUUUGGAAAACAGGGACCGAGUGUCAUGUGUAUGGCAGACUGUGCGUGACCAUCUAUAUCACCUGUGUGUGCACGCUAAUGAGACCUGCUUCCUAGUGGAGAGAGCUGUAGUGGGACUGCUGAGACUCGCUAUACGCUUGCUGCGUAGGGAGGACAUAAGCUCUCAGGUACUGCUGUCACUGCGGUUAUUACUGAUGAUGAAGCCUCACGUGUUGUCCAGAGUUAGUCGAGAAGUGGCUUAUGGUUUACACGAGCUGCUCAAAACCAAUGCCGCCAACAUCCACUGCACAGAUGACUGGUACACUCUCUUUACUCUGCUUGAGUGCAUCGGGGCAGGUGUCAAACCUCCAGCUGCACUGCAGGUCACCAGCACCAGCCCGGACAGUGACACAGGUGCUCAGUCUGACAGUGAAGUGAGCUCAUACCACCACAGUGAAGUCACUCUGGAUCGAGGAUAUACUUCAGACUCUGAGGUCUACACUGAACAUGGCAAGUCCAGAUUACCCCGCUCUGCUACUGAAGUUGAUGUGGGCUGGCUAGUGGUUGGGAAGGAAGACUUGGAUGGCUCUAAAGCACCAAUCGUUUCAGGUUCCAAAUCUCAGACUCCUCUGAUCAACCAGUAUAGUUUAACCUUGGGUCAGGACAUGGGCCUGCAUGACACAAAGUCGCUCAUCAAGUGUGUGGAGUCUCUGUCUUUCAUCGUGCGUGAUGCUGCACAUGUUACACCUGAGAACUUUGAGCUUUGUGUUAAAGCCAUUCGAGUGUUCGUGGAGGCCAGUCUUAAUGGAGGGUAUCGUACUCAUGAGAAAAAGAAGAACCAUAAACACGACUUAAAAGCGAGUCGGUUACGAAAGAAGCCUCGAGAGAAGGAGGGUGUGUCUCGACGAGCUAAACCCACUAGCCAGCGGCCCUCCCGUUCCUAUAGUGAUGAUGAAGAGGAUGAGGGGGUGCCGGCUAGCUACCAUACGGUGUCUUUACAGGUUAGUCAGGACUUGUUAGAUCUGAUGCACACAUUGCACACACGGGCAGCCAGUAUUUACAGCUCGUGGGCAGAAGAGCAGCGCCUUUUGGAGGCUGGUGGAAGGAGAAUUGAAGCUGACUCUCAGACUCUGUGGUCCAGUUGCUGGUGUCCUUUGCUCCAAGGUAUGGCAUGGCUGUGCUGUGAUGCUCGAAGGCAGGUCCGAAUGCAGGCUCUCACAUACCUACAAAGAGCACUUCUUGUACAUGAUUUGCAAACACUAGACCCAGUGGAGUGGGAAUCUUGCUUUAACAAGGUUCUGUUUCCACUGCUGACUAAGCUGUUAGAUAAUAUCAGCCCUGCAGAUGUUGGGGGCAUGGAGGAGACCAGGAUGAGAGCCUGCACACUACUAUCUAAGGUAUUCCUCCAGCAUCUCUCCCCCCUGCUUUCUUUGCCUACAUUUGCUGCUCUUUGGCUCACUAUCCUAGACUUCAUGGACAAGUACAUGCAUGCUGGAUCCAGUGAUCUUCUGUUUGAGGCAAUCCCUGAGUCUUUGAAAAACAUGCUGCUGGUGAUGGACACAGCUGGGAUCUUUCAUAGUGCUGACUCACGUACAGGCUACUCGGACCUGUGGGAGAUUACCUGGGAGAGGAUUGACUGUUUUCUGCCCCGUCUCAAAGAGGAGCUCUUCAAACAAGCAGUCAUGCCUGAGCCUGUACCUAGUGUCCCUGUAGAAGCUGCAAAUCCUUCGGUUUCCAUUUCUUCACCCUCCCCUCCCAUGCCAUGUUCUGCACCAGUGCCAGCUGCUCCUACAGAGCCAAAGACCCCAAGCAGACCCGCAUCACCCCAGGAUUUGCCAACACCCAGUGCCAAUGGUGAUCAAUUAUCUCCGGUGGCCUCCACCCCUGCGAUGACCACUCCAGUGAAGAAUUGCUCAGAGUCCCUGUCUCCCCUCAGCCAGUCUCCUCUAAUACUUCAGCCCUUAGCCUCUCCACUGCAGGUGGGCGUUCCUCCUAUGUCCCUGCCAAUCAUUCUCAAUCCCGCCCUCAUAGAGGCCACAUCACCUGUACCUCUGCUUCCAACACCACGUCCAGCUGACCCUGCUGAGGUCAAAUAGAAGACAUUAGUCCCUUUUUGAGAAGAACGGUGAGGGGAAAGAAGAACCUCCUUCACUGCUGUUCUUUUGCUUCAUUGACAUCAUCUACCUGCCUCAAGAUCAGUACCGACUAAUACAUUAAAUUAAAUGAGGCCAAGACUUGAAAAUGAAGCAUACAGUGGACAGAAAGUGGAAGUGACAUUAUGUGCUCCUUAUUCCCAUACAUAAACAUGCUCACACUAAGGUAUAUUACACCCAGUGCUGUUGAUCCUUCAAUAAUCCAGUCUGCACAGAUAUUAUUUAUUUUGAUUAAGAAUGCAGCGCUGGAAUGUGAGGAGCAGAAACACAAAGCUGGUAGAAGGUGAAACAUUCAGGAUUACAUUUUUGUUCGUUUGUGCAGAUGUCAAGUUGAUACUGUAGUAGAAGAACAUACACAUUAAGUUAUUUGCUUUAGGUUUAUCAUAAUAAUCUUUACUAGAUAUGACUUUUGGCAUUCAAAUCAGCAGCAACAUUUAAAUGUUAUCUAGCAUCGACCAAAUGUUCAUUCGCUGGUCAAAAGUGAGCAUUCUUGACACUAGCUAAUUGCUGGAUGCUUGACUUUUGUAGUACCAUUUCGCUAGUGUAUGAUCUCCCUCCACAUUCAUCAUCAUUGUUGUUUUUAUGAUAAACCCUAAAUUUAAAGUUUUGACCCCGUUUAACCAAGUCAUGAAUCAAAACAUUUGUAGUUGUCUUUGAGGUUACUAAGCAAGAGCUUGUAUGCUUACAAUGAGUUGGAUCUUAAAGCAUGAACUACUGUUCUACAAAGCAAAGUGAUGAAAAUAUGGUGGUGACUGUACUUUUAUGCACUACUUAGCAAGUACUAUGUGGUUUAAGAUUAAAUUUAAUUUAGGAAACAGUUACUAGCUGUUAUUGAGCUUGUCACCUUCACUACAGCAAUUCAAAGUACCAGCCGUGACCUGGGAGCAGAGCUACUGAAACAUAUAGCUGUCCUUAUAUGCUUUCUUUUUUUUUUUUUGGUAAAUUUUUGGUCCUAAUUAGGGCUGUGGUGGGUCGGCCACUCAAAACACACUUUAGAGACUGUGAACGGAGGCAAGGUGCAAACUCUGAUCUCUUGGGUUCUGGUGCUAUGUUCUAUCUAUGCUACCUAGUUUGCCAUCAUGAUGCGACCUAAAGUAGAGUGUGGUUACAUGCACACCGAUACUAUUACUAGUAAGACUUAUUUUUUACUAGUAAGACUUAUUCUAGUAAGAAUUUUUUUACAUUUUAGCCCAGUGAUCUACAGCUACAGGUUUUCUACAGCUGUACUAAUAUACACAGAGAUCAGAACAGCACCCUAAACUAUAUACUACCAUGCUAAAUUAUAUGACAAAGCUUUAGCGGUGUAGACGCAUGUGGUUUGAGAGACAGUUGUGAUUCAUAAGAUGCAGUCUAUUAUAUUGUGUCAAUGCACUAUUGCAGUCAUUUUCAAGCUUAAUUAUGCACCGAGAUGCAUUUAAAGCAGUUGAUCUUAUCUUUUUUACUUUGAUGGGAAAAAUGUAAGCCAAAAAAGGGGACAACUUCCCGGGUAUAGAGUUCCCACUGAUAUCACUUCUUAGCCACACCACUUUGCUACUUGUCUGAGUAAAGGCCAAGUUGCCUCCUGUCAUACUUCAUCAGCUCUAAUUAAAUAUGAACGACCAAUGGCAAGGUUGCUGCUGCUAUGAAUGCAGGGUCCGGAUUGCACUUUGUCAAAAAGAUAAAACUAUAAAACGACUCGAGUCCACACAAAUUAUGUCCAAUCUUAUUACACUGUCUAAAUGAUCUUUUGUUUACAUAUCUGGUAUGUAAGGUUUUUACAUUUACAUGUGUGCUCAAAGCAAAUCAUUAUAUACACAUUUAAAAAAAAGUUUGUCCUACAUUUAAUUAUGUGUUGAUUAUCUGAUGAAAAUAGGCCCUUCAUUAAAAAAAUAUAUAAACAUAAGUAAAAAUUCUAUAUUAAUCUUACACAGGGUCAGACGAGACCAGCUAUGUUGUCAUUAAUGCCACACAUUCCAGAAUUCUUACCAAGACUACUCGCAGGCAGAUUAAAUCUUCUGUGUUGUCGACAGAAAUCUGUAUGUCAGGUUUAAUCUUAAUUGUUUUUAGUUUUGAUAGGUCUUAAAGAGAUUGUCAACUGAGUACAGUAUUGACGUCACAUGUGCAUUAGUUCCUAUUUCUCAUGUUUGCGUAAUUUGAUGUUUAAGAUUUGGGCUGAUUAGCCACAUUUUCUUGACUUGAAUCUUGACAAAGAAAGAACAUAUUCAUUAUAAAUUAUAUAAACAAUAAACUUACAGGAGAGAAUUACAUGUUGAGUUAGCCAUGAGGGAUUCAAUGAUAUUAUACUCAAUAAUUUUGACGCUAAAGAUGCUUUGGACUGAACUGGAAAUUUGCUGGUUUCUUUUAAAAUGAAAAACAUAAACAGUGUCACAGGAUCAUGAAAGGAGAAGGCCACAACUUCUAACUGUGCUAUAGUUCAAAAACUUUAGUGUUAGUUUUAGUAAUGGACUACCUUGGACCUGCACAAAGCUCAGCAUUCCUCUGUGUGAUCUGAAGAACCUAAAGAACAUACAUUAUGUGCCGAGCUGAAGAAAUACUAAACAGCAGAAGUUUAAAAUUAUUCAGAAACAGUUUGCUGUUAAACUAGGAUGGAACCUUCUUGUACCAGACUGAAGCAGACUGUCUCAACAGGUGGCAGUAAAGAGAUGGAUUUGUUUCCUCUCCUACAAGUCAUGUGCUCUUGUUCUGCAUUUUAGAUCAAUCCAACAGUAAUUAUUUAGUCAUUUAAAUUAAAAUACACAUAUAUGUAUAUAUAAAUAAAAUGUACUUUUUACAAUCUAAUAAAUAUAUGGUAAACAGAA
Molecule: messenger RNA, 8599 nt
Organism: Trichomycterus rosablanca
Lineage: Eukaryota; Metazoa; Chordata; Actinopteri; Siluriformes; Trichomycteridae
Gene: gbf1
Product: golgi brefeldin A resistant guanine nucleotide exchange factor 1
Exons: 41
Coding region: 96-5744 (1882 amino acids)
Biological process (GO): regulation of ARF protein signal transduction
Molecular function (GO): guanyl-nucleotide exchange factor activity
Source: RefSeq, a predicted model, not a curated record